Molecule: messenger RNA, 1415 nt
Organism: Arabidopsis arenosa
Lineage: Eukaryota; Viridiplantae; Streptophyta; Magnoliopsida; Brassicales; Brassicaceae
Source: the annotation of a GenBank genome assembly
CUCAUCAUCAGCAACAGCAAGAACAACAACAACAACAGUUCUUUGUUCCAGAUUCGCAGCCUCAAAAGAAGAGGAGAAACCAACCAGGGAAUCCAGACCCAGAAUCAGAAGUGAUAGCUUUAUCACCAAAAACACUAAUGGCAACAAACAGAUUCGUAUGUGAGAUCUGCAACAAAGGUUUCCAAAGAGACCAGAAUCUACAGCUUCAUAGAAGAGGUCACAAUCUGCCAUGGAAGCUGAAACAAAGAUCCAACAAAGAAGUGAUAAGGAAGAAAGUGUAUGUAUGUCCAGAAGCAAGUUGUGUCCACCAUGAUCCAUCUAGAGCUCUCGGUGACUUAACCGGAAUCAAGAAGCAUUUCUGUAGAAAACAUGGAGAGAAGAAGUGGAAAUGUGAUAAGUGUUCAAAGAAAUAUGCUGUUCAAUCAGAUUGCAAGGCUCAUUCUAAGACUUGUGGCACCAAAGAAUACAGAUGUGACUGUGGCACUCUCUUUUCUAGGAGGGAUAGUUUCAUAACUCAUAGAGCAUUUUGUGAAGCAUUGGCUGAAGAGACUGCAAGAGAAGUAGUUAUACCACAAAACCAGAAUAAUCAACCAAACCCUCUUUUGAUUCAUCAAUCUUCUUCUCAUCAUCAUCCUCAUCAUCAUCAAACACAACCAAACAUAAACGUCUCUUCUUCUUCAUCCUCCUCCCAUAACCACAACAUCAUCAAUAGCCUUCACUUCGAAACCAACAAUGGUACUAAUAAUAGUACCAGCAGCAACAACCAUCUCCAUACAUUUCCCAUGAAGAAAGAGCAACAAAGCAAUGACCAUAUCAUGAAUUACCACCAUAGUAUCCCUCCUUGGCUUUCUCCUCAGCCACACGAUCUCACAUCUUCAAACCCUAACCCUAGUAAUGGUGGAGUAGGAGGAAGUUUGUUCUCUCUUGCUUCUCCGGCCAUGUCAGCCACCGCAUUGCUCCAGAAAGCAGCCCAAAUGGGUUCUACAAAGACACCUCCUUUACCACCAACCACGGACUACGAGAGGUCAACACGUAAUAACAACCUCACAACGACAAUGGCGGCGAUGAUGACGUCACCAUCUGGAUUCAUUAGCUCCAACAACAACAAUCAAGUUUUGUUUCAAGACUACAACGCAUCCGGGUUUGAUCAUCACGGCGGAGAAGAAGCAUUCGACGAUACAUUCGGGGGGUUCUUGAGAACAAGCGAAGCUACAACCGCCGCAGGAUCAGAGAAGAGUAAAAGCGGUGGAGGAGAAGGUUUGACGAGAGAUUUCUUGGGGCUAAGACCGUUAAUGUCUCAUAACGAGAUUCUAAGUUUUGCUGGUCUUGGAAAUUGCAUCAAUAGCUCUGCUUCUAAUCAGCUUCAUCCUAAGCCUUGGCAGGGUUAGUUAGUUUUUUGCUCAUAAUAUUUAUAA